AUGUCAGACCUCGUGGAAACUCGUUACUGCCUGGAUCAAUCAGAGUCCGCUGAUGCGAGCUUUGGACGCCUAACUGGCCGUGAGCUGGUGCCGAGGGACCAAAUACUGAUAUCCCGCGAUGCAGAAAUCAGGGCUCUAUCUGCGUGGGCGCUCCUCAUUGACCGGUACUUUGACACGCCUGUUGUCUCCUUCGUCGUGGCGAGGGCCAGUUCGGAACACAAGCCAAUUGGAGCGAAUGCUGUUAAGAGACUUUCUCUCCAAAUUGAGCAUGAGUGGAGUGUUCAGCAAUUGCAGGAAGCCGUCUCGAAAGCCAAGGAUACACGCGAGGAACCUGAUGGCAAGGAUUCAACUUCUAAUACGGCGGUCCUUCUCCUCGAGGCUUCCGACACGAACGCGGACCUCUACGGCAAGGGCCUAGAAGAUUUAUUUCAGCAACUGGGAAAUAUUCCGUUACUGUUGACGAUGUGCCCGACGAGCCAAGGUCUCUCACUCGGUGUCUAUUCGCCUUGUGACCGGCAGUUUCACAUACCUCUUCAAGCUAUCAUCGGUAGUAUGAAGCAUAGCUUUGAUGCCAUGGACAGAUAUGACACGCCAAUUACGGGACUUGAUCUCAUCAGCUCUUAUGAUGUUCAGCGACUUCGGUCAUGGGCGAUACGUGGCGAGGUAGAACCAUCGGGCUACAUCCACGAUCUGAUCAACCGACACUAUCGAGAGCGACAAGCUGCGAUUGCAAUAUCGAGCACUAGUGAACAAGUUACAUAUGAGCAGCUGGGGCAGAAAUCGGCCGCCAUUGCUGACAUUCUUCUGGGAGCUGGUGUUCAGUCUGGAUGUACAGUUGGAUUUUGCAUGAAUAAAUCUACACUGGCCAUCAUCACGAUCCUGGGGAUUCUUCGUGCUGGUGCUGUAUACGUACCAAUUAGCCAGGGUUGCUCUGCCCAGCGAAUGUCCGAGAUCCUUGAGAGAGUGGGGGCGAAACACUUCAUCGCCGAGAGACACAUUCAGCAGAGAUUCGAGGACAUCGAUCCACCAGAGAUCCAACAGAUUGACCCGGUCUCUCUGGACUUGGAACGGAUCCCCAACGCUUGGGAUCGGGAUGUUGACCUAGACCCCUCCAGUCUCGCAUAUAUUGUCUUACGUCCGGCAGCACAGGCAAGCCGAAAGGGGUUAUGCAUUAGCAUCACGCGGUUGCCGGUGGGUUACAAGCAGUAG
Molecule: messenger RNA, 1209 nt
Organism: Aspergillus melleus
Lineage: Eukaryota; Fungi; Ascomycota; Eurotiomycetes; Eurotiales; Aspergillaceae
Exons: 2
Coding region: 1-1209 (402 amino acids)
Biological process (GO): amino acid activation for nonribosomal peptide biosynthetic process; secondary metabolite biosynthetic process
Cellular component (GO): cytoplasm
Molecular function (GO): phosphopantetheine binding
Source: RefSeq, a predicted model, not a curated record